AUGGAGAACCCAAAGGAGGUAGAGACUCCCAGCACAGGGGCAACGUGCUCCCCGCCAGAGGAACAAGCAGAAAAACCCUCCAUGCUCUGUUUUAAGAAGCGGAAGAAGCCCUGUAAGAAGGGGCUGACUGUGAAGGAUGCGCGUGAAGGAGCCUCAGAGGAGAAAAGCCAAUGUGUCAGUGCCGACCAAGGGGAGGCAAAAGUUUCCAGUCCAUCACAGUCCUCCAAAGGAGCCUGGGCAGCCAUCAAAAACCUUGCGAGGCCUCGGAGAAGGCAGAAAUCUGCCUCACGGAAGAAGGUGCCCUCCGAUUCCCAAGUGCAGCUGGAGGUGGAUGCUGAGGAGAGCUGUGCACAAGACCUCCCGAAGAAACGGGAGAGCUCUGGGGUGAAGAUGCCCUGCGUGCGGUUCUCCAGAAGCAAGAAAAAACCCAGCCCCUCGGAAGCAGUGGAGGAGUCGGACGGCAGUGUUCAAGCAAACGAAGUGGUGGGUGUUUUGAACAAAGCCAGUGAAGAGACAGAGAAUUUGGCCCCGACGGACAAAUCUGAAUCCUUCAGCCCAGUCUCUGCAGAGGAGGGCCAGGCUGCAGUGAAAGAGGACCAGGUUACAGUGAAGGAGGACCAGGCUGCAGUGAAAGAUGAUGAGGCUGAAGUGAAGGAGAACCAGGCUGAAGUGAAGGAGGACCAGGCUGCAGUGAAAGAUGAUGAGGCUGAAGUGAAGGAGAACCAGGCUGAAGUGAAGGAGAAGCAGGCUGCAGUGAAAGAGGACCAAGCUGCAGUGAAAGAGGACCAGGCUGCAGUGAAAGAGGACCAGGCUGAAGUGAAGGAGGACCAGGCUGCAGUGAAGAAAGACCAGGAUACAGUGAAGGAGAAGCAGGCUACAGUGAAGAAGGAUCAGGAUACAGUGAAAGAGGACCAGGAUAUAGUGAAAGAGGACCAGGCUGCAGUGAAAGAAGACCAGGCUGCAAUGAAGGAGGACCAGGCUGCAGUGAAGGAGGACCAGGCUGCAGUGAAGGAGGACCAGGCUGCAGUGAAGGAGGACCAGGCUGCAGUGAAGGAGGACCAGGAUACAGUGAAAGAGGACCAGGAUACAGCAAAGGAAAGUGAGAACUCUGUCGAGAAGAGUGCGCCCUUGACAGAGCCCACACCUGACACAGAGGAAUGUACAGAGUGCACCAUUCAGUUGGAGACAACUGAUUCAGAGACAGUUCAUGAAAUAGCCCAGGACAAACUACAGGAAGGGAGCCUACCCCAAACCACAGAUGAUGUGGAGAGCAGGGAAGCUCCCAAAGCACCUGUUUCCAAGGAUCAACCCAACAGUGCCCCUGAAACCACCGAGCUGCAGGAAAUCCCCAAUAUCUGCACAGAGCUGCCUGAAGGGGAUGAAUCAGAGAAGAGCAUAAAUCUUCCCAAGGAGUGCAAAGCUGAGGAGACUGUAUCAGAGUUCAGCGAGUCAGCAUCCAGAGACAACAGAGCGAGUGUGCAGGAAUGCUCCAGCCAUCAGGUGACAUCAGAGGCAAACAUAGGCACCGGCAUCGGUGUCGGCAUCGUCAUCACCAUCACUGAAGCUGAGGACUCUGACAACACCGACUCUGACCAGGCCUACGAGCCGUCCCCAGUUCUGCACCAAAAUAAGCAAAAAGGGAAUAAAAAAUCCAACCGGAAUGCUGAUGUUGGUAAAAAAGAGGGCCCUGAGGCUGGUGGCGGUCCCCAGGCAGAGGACAAAGGUCUGGGCGACCAGGGGCACAGAACUGGGGAGCAGUACGAAUUGCUCCUCAUAGAAACUGCCUCUUCCCUCGUGAAGGCGGCCAUUCAGUCAUCCAUAGAGCAGCUGGUCAAUGAAAUGGCCCUGGAACAGAAUAAACACAACAGCUUUCUGUGA
Pseudopipra pipra is the source of this 1878-nucleotide messenger RNA. It is a transcript of the gene AKAP5, whose product is annotated as A-kinase anchoring protein 5. Gene Ontology annotation, cellular component: plasma membrane; excitatory synapse; postsynaptic density. The record is from RefSeq and is a predicted model, not a curated record. Gene Ontology annotation, biological process: positive regulation of adenylate cyclase activity. NCBI's taxonomy places the organism in Eukaryota, Metazoa, Chordata, Aves, Passeriformes, Pipridae. The transcript has a single exon. Bases 1 to 1878 code for a protein of 625 amino acids. Gene Ontology annotation, molecular function: calmodulin binding; GABA receptor binding; molecular adaptor activity.